Messenger RNA from Linnemannia hyalina, 1509 nucleotides. NCBI's taxonomy places the organism in Eukaryota, Fungi, Mortierellomycota, Mortierellomycetes, Mortierellales, Mortierellaceae. The record is from the annotation of a GenBank genome assembly.
AUGGCUGCCCAAAAUAUAGUCCUUGGUGCUUCGGGCGACUUGGCCAAGAAAAAGACUUUCCCAGCCCUGUUUGGCCUCUUCCUCCACGGACACAUUGCACCUACCACCAGGAUCAUCGGGUAUGCGCGUACCAAGAUGGACCGCCCCGACUUUCUCAAACGCAUCUCGCAACACAUCAAGAACACGACCACGCCCAAGGUCAAAACCAUGCUGGAUCAGUUCCUGGACCAGAGCACCUAUGUCUCGGGCGUCUACGAUCAGGACUCAGGCUUCCAGGCCCUCGAGCAGGAGUUGCAGCGGGUCGAGAAGGAGACAAAGACACAUGACAGACUUUUCUAUAUGGCCUUGCCUCCCUCGGUCUUCAUUCCUGUCGCCAAUGGAUUGAAGAAGAACUGUUAUACGCUCAAGGGAAUCAAUCGCCUGAUUGUCGAGAAGCCCUUUGGAAUGGACCUCGAGAGCUCCCGUACUCUGUCCAAGGCCUUGGGUGCCCUUUACCGAGAAGACGAGAUCUACAGAAUCGAUCACUACUUGGGCAAGGAGAUGGUCAAGAACAUCAUGAUCCUGCGCUUCACCAACCAAAUCUUUGGCUCCUGCUGGGACCGCGACCACAUCUCCAACGUCCAGAUCACCUUCAAGGAAAAGAUCGGCACCGAGGGUCGUGGCGGCUACUUUGACGAGUUUGGCAUCAUGCGCGACGUCAUGCAAAACCAUUUGUUCCAGAUCUUGUCAUUGAUUGCCAUGGAGUCGCCUACCUCAUUGAACGCCGAGGACAUCCGCAACGCCAAGGUCGAUGUGUUGCGUCAGAUCCCCCCAGUGGUCGAAUCAGAGGUUCUCUUAGGUCAAUACGGCAAGUCCGAGGACGGCUCCCUGCCCUCAUACCUCGACGACGAGACCGUCCCCAAGGGCAGCAAGACCGCAACCUUUGCCGCCGCGGCUUUCCAUAUCAACAACCCUCGCUGGGAGGGCGUCCCCUUUGUGCUCAAGUGUGGUAAAGCCCUUGACCAACAAAAGGUCGAGAUUCGGAUCCAGUUCAAGGACAUGGGCUCGAACCUCUUCCAGAAGGACGUUGCUGCCCGCAACGAGCUCGUCAUCCGUGUCCAGCCCGAGGAGGCUGUCUACUUGAAGAUGACCCAGAAGUUGCCUGGUUUGGGUAUGGAGACGGUGAUGUCGGAGUUGGAUCUCUCGUACGCUUCGCGGUUCACGAACUUGUCUGUCCCCGACGCAUACGAGAACCUGAUCCUGGAUGCGAUUAUGGGCGAGCAAUCCAACUUUGUGCGAUCGGAUGAGUUGGACGAGGCCUGGAGGAUCUUCACACCCGUGUUGCACAAGAUCGAUCGUGGACUGGUCCCUGUCGAGGUGUACCCCUAUGGCUCGAGAGGCCCUAAGCAUCUGCCCGAGUUUGUGGGCCGGUUUGGGUUCGAGAGGCAUUUGCAGGCUUAUUCUUGGCCAGAGACUUCGCAGGCUGCUGCUGCUGCUGCUGCUCCUGCCUCUGCUGACAGCAAGUUGUAA